AACGAGAAGCCGAACCUGAUUAUUGGGCGGAGUCCUUUUCACGUUAAUAUUGUAUCUUAUUUCUGCAUUUUUUUUUUAUUAAUUUCAAGUGUGUACAUUUCUAAUAGUUUGAAUUAAAAUAUAUAUUGAUCAAAAUGAGGUUACGAUCAGUUUUGGGAUAUGCAUUUUUUGGAUCAUCUACCGUUCUAAUAUCGUUUGUUAUAUUAUUCUAUUUACUGACUGGAAGAGGAGAACAAAUCAGUGUUGGAUGGUUUUUAGCCAAUACUUCUCCAUAUAUGUGGGCUGUGCUUGGAAUUUCUUUAGCAGUAGCAUUGUCCGUUGUUGGAGCUGCACUUGGUAUUCACACUACUGGCGUUAGUAUUGUUGGUGGUGGUGUGAAAGCUCCUCGCAUUAAAACCAAGAACUUGAUAUCAGUUAUUUUUUGCGAAGCUGUCGCUAUUUAUGGACUUAUCACAGCUAUUGUUAUGUCAGGACAGCUGGAAUCUUUCUCACUUGAAAGUAGAGAAGAAAUCUUAGCACAAAAUUGGAUGGCUGGUUAUUUGAUAUUUGCUGCGGGUUUGAGUGUUGGUUUGGUCAAUUUAUUCUGUGGUAUUGCUGUUGGAGUUGUUGGUUCUGGUGCUGCAUUAGCAGAUGCUGCAAAUUCUUCACUUUUUGUAAAAAUUUUAAUUGUUGAAAUUUUUGGUAGUGCUAUUGGUCUUUUUGGUUUAAUUGUUGGUAUAUAUAUUACAUCUAAAGUAAAAAUGGGUGAUAAAUAAUUAGGCGUUACAAUCCAAUAAUUUGUAAUUAAUAUCAAAUAUUUAUUUGAAAGAUGUAUUUUUGUCUUCAAGACUUAAAAAAUGAUUAGUUUUUUGUUGUUUUAUUUUUUUAGUUAAUAUUUUUAAUUUAUUUAUGUUCAAGUAAACUUAAAAAUAGAAUAGGUCCAUCUAAAAAAUUAUUUUAAAUGUAUAAUUUGAUAAAAUUAGUCCUAUAUCAUUAUUUAUUACUUAUUUGUAUGAAAAUUUACUAUCAUUUGUAAGUUAACACACAUCAUUCAUUAUACAAACUUCUUAAUUAAAUAAUCAAUAUUUUGAUUAUUAUGAUUUGUAGAUAAUUUAUGAUUUUAUUUGUAAUUAUAAUUAUAAGGGCUUAAAAUGUUUUUAAACUCAAAUUUUUGUCCUUGUUUACCAAUUUACCUUUUUAUUUUAUUGUAUCAAAACAUUCCAUGUUUUUCAUUGAUCAGAGCUAUUACAAUUGUGAAUAAAGGUUUUAAUGAUUAGUUAAUAAAGAAAUACUGCUAUUGUUUUUAA
Daktulosphaira vitifoliae (grape phylloxera) is the source of this 1286-nucleotide messenger RNA. RefSeq names its product V-type proton ATPase 21 kDa proteolipid subunit c'' (gene VhaPPA1-1). Bases 135 to 755 code for a protein of 206 amino acids. Gene Ontology annotation, cellular component: proton-transporting V-type ATPase, V0 domain. The transcript has a single exon. Gene Ontology annotation, biological process: proton transmembrane transport. The record is from RefSeq and is a predicted model, not a curated record. Gene Ontology annotation, molecular function: proton-transporting ATPase activity, rotational mechanism. NCBI's taxonomy places the organism in Eukaryota, Metazoa, Arthropoda, Insecta, Hemiptera, Phylloxeridae.